AUGCGCAUACCCGUGUCGACCAUCAUGCUCCUCGGGAGAUGGGGGAGCCGAGCAAUCGAGCGCUACGUUCAGGAAACCGAGCUCGAGGACCUCUACCCGGUCGCGCCGUCUGCGCCGCCUAUGACGCCGGCGCGGAGCCAGGCCAUCAUGGACACAGCCAAGGAGCCGGACUUACGACAAUGGACCUUGGUGCAGCCAUCGGCCGAACUACAGGAGCCGCCGGCCCAGGCGGCCAAGAAGCCCCGCACGGCCAACAGCGCCAAAGAGGACACGCAGAUCUCCUCGUGCGGUUGGGCGUACGGUUACGCCAAGUUCACCAGAGCCCACGAUGACGGCUCCAAGGAAUUGACGAAUCCACCGACAGCGCCAGCUCAUCUUCCAGCUGAGAAGACGGAUCGCUACGCAGCGCACUUUGCAAAAGCGCUGUUCUCGUCCGCGGGCGCAGCCGAGAGCCUCAGGAAGUACAUCACGAACAUCGGCGUGACCACCACCGCCAUCUUCGCCGAGCUUGGGGAGACGAUCGAGGACUUCGACGAAGCAGUUGUCGCGCAGCUUCGCAAGCCCGUGGACCUGCGCGACGGGACCGUUUUGGAACUGGCCGCGACAGAGUUUCCAGUGGCACGCGCUCGCCUCCGACACGUGUGGAAGAAGUGUCGUGAAGCACACACGACCGCGACGCCAGCAGCUACGGCCACGACCACGACGACCUCGUCUUCCUCCUCGACUAAGACGAAGGAGCUGCCUCCCGGAUACUGGCAACAACAGAUCAAGAAAUACGAGGCAGUCCAGAUCAAGGGCAUCGCGAGGAGAUUCCCCGAGACGCCACUCCUCGGCGCCGAGGCCACACUGGCUAAGCUCAUCGCCGACGCCAAGAACGGCCAACACUGCUCGGUGUCGCUGGAAGAGAUCGUGCAGGAUCGCCAUUUCAAGGCGUCGGGCGAGCCCAACAACCUCGCCUCCAAGAAGCGCUCUCGCACGCAGGAAGCGACGACUCUGGUCGUGAACGCAGACUUACAGUUGGAGACAGAGCCCGAGGAUCGCUGGCGCCCGCAGUCGCAGACGGCUCUUCUGGACUGCUUGACAGCCAACCACAUGGCGCUGAUAUUCAUCGAAUACGCGCCCGAGCACGACCUGGACCGCUACUUUGAGUACUGGCAACGCCUGGUACGCAGCAAGCCCAACAAGAUCGAACAGUUGAAGCUCCAUUGGGAGAACACAUCCUGGCGCAUCGCGCUGGCGCUUCGGAAAGCCACUCCCUUUAAGGAGAUCGUCGACGAGAUCAUCGUCGACAGCCAGGCCCUCCAGGACGCCAUGAACAGGGACAUCCAGCCUGAACGCCCGACCAAAGCGCCUCGCCAAACCGAGCAACCCUGGCUGGAUCGUCGCGGUGGCCGUGGUCGCGGACAUGGCAAAGGGAAGGAUUGGCAGCCAUACCGCUCCUACACCAAAGGAGGCGACAAAGGCAACGGCCGCGGCAGAGGCAAAGGUCGUGGACAGUGGCAAGGACAGCGCUACCAACGCCAGUACGACGAGGACAAGGACUACUG
Molecule: messenger RNA, 1547 nt
Organism: Symbiodinium necroappetens
Lineage: Eukaryota; Dinophyceae; Suessiales; Symbiodiniaceae
Source: the annotation of a GenBank genome assembly